ACUCCCACAACAAGGAAACUACAAAUCCUAGCAGGCCGCGCGCCUGGCCGCCUGGCAGCAGGAGGGGGAGGGAGCGAGAAAAAUUCCUUCCCUGGAUGCUGGUAAAGAUGGCGGCUUGGGGAAGGAGGCGCGGAGUCACAGGGAUUAGGGAAAGGGGGCCACUGAAUUCAACAGACUGCUAUAUUGUCCGUGAAAUCUACAAUGGAGAGAACGCACAGGAGCAAUUUGAAUAUGAGCUGGAGCAAGCCUUGGAGACCCAGUACAAGUAUAUUAUUAUCGAGCCAACUCGAAUUGGAGAUGAGACGGCACGCUGGAUCACAGUUGGGAAUUGCUUGCAUAAAACAUCUGUCAUUGCGGGAUCAGUCUGCCUGUUAGCCCCAUUGGCAUUGGCUCCAGAAUAUGCUCGUUACGUAACCCUGCCUAUUGGGGCAAUCAGUGUGGCCUGUGCAGCUCUCUAUGGCAUUUCAUGGCAAUUCGACCCCUGCUGCAAGUACCAAGUGGAAUAUGACACCUGCAAACUCUCCCGGUUACCCCUGAACACACUCACUUCAUCCACGCCUGUAGUUCUGAUUAGAAAAGAUGAUAUUCACAGGAAAAGACUUCACAACACAAUAGCAUUGGCAGCCUUGAUGUACUGUGUUAAGAAAAUUUGCGAGAUCUAUGCAGUAUGAUUGGGACAAAUGGAGCUCUUGUAUCCACCUAAUAGAGUACUGAUGAUAUGACAAGUUGUGGUCAGUGGAGACUGCAGGAACAAGGUCUCAUAGAUUUUUAGAAGUAUCUCCCCUUGUGCACUGAGUUUUCCAAUCCAUGUUCUAGUUCUUGCCCAUCCUCAUGAUCUUGAUCCUCUGUAAAAGACCACAGACCUGACAUUUAUAUAAAAAAAUUCAAUAUAUGCAGAGCUACUGAGAUGUUUCAGGUGAUAAACAGGCAAAUGACCCUCUCAAUUACUUUCAUAUUCUGCACAUUUCCACAAACAAGGCAUUACCUGGCUUUUGAGUUGUAAUCAUAAAAUUUUACAGCACAGAAUUCCCACCAGGAUCCUAAGUAUAUGUUCAGAGUUGAGCAUGUAUAUUUUCAAAAUUUAACUGAUGGCUUUUGGUGGGUCUUGCCAAUUAAUAUUGCUGCAAUGCAGAAACAUUAUCGCACAUGUAUUAUAAAAUGUGAUCUUCACAUUUAUUUCCUGUGCUAGUUUGCAGCACUUGAGAUGAAUUAAUUUAAUCUUUCGGUUAUUACUUUAUUAGUGAAACUGUAGCAAGUCAGUUUCCAAUUGAAAUUACCGCAUUAAAAGCAUAGAAUGAAUUCAUUUACAAAAUGUAGUUCGUGUGUCUGAAUUUAAAGUGCGAUAACUCCGUUGUUUGUUUUUUAACCUGUAGGUCGCCGCGAUGUAGUCAGAAAUGCUGAAUUUUAAAGGCCAGUGAGAAAGGUGCAGCACCCAAAUGCUCAUCAGUGGGAUUUUAAUUUUGUCAGUAACAGGUUUAUCCCCAAUACUUUUUUUCAUGAUGCUGCCACUUUUUCUCACUUCUUUUGUAGUAAAUGUACAUCAGAUUGAGUUGGGAGUUAGAAUUUGUGAAAGCCAUGCUCUGAUACAGUUUGAGUUCAGGGGUUUGAGUUCCGAACUAAAUCUGAGAAAGCUUUGAAAUUAGGAUUUGGCAUAUAAUGCACUUCAUCUGGUUCUAGUUUCCCUGCAACCAUGCUGUUGCUGCAAUGUGAAGACCUUUUUCUUAAUUUGGCAAUAAAAGGGAACAUUUUGAGCACAGUCACAAUGUCACCAAGAUUCCUAAUCUUCAUUUUGGUGACAUUUCCAUCCUGACUCAUUGGUCAGUAUUUACUGCAUGUUUUUUGAGUAUUUUGUUUUCAUUCCUCAUGGUAAUGUUUCAUGGGAAGCAACAUGAAGUUCUGAAGGGGCAAAAAAGAGGAUUGGAGGGGCCCGGAUUGUGGGUCCAGGUUGUACUAAUACUUUAGGAUUACAAUGCAAUUUUUUUUUUAAAAAAAUUGCAUUUAUUUUCCUUGACUUGCGUUGUGGAAAUGGUAUUUAUGCAAUGCAGUGAUGAACUUUCUGUGUACAAUGGGGCGAAGACUUGUCUCUGAUAAAACGUGGCACACUUCAGACAAAGAUUGUUGGGUACGUUAUGCAAAUUAUAUUUUAAAGUAAUUUUUUGAAACCUUUAUAAAUCCGUGUAUCUUGGACAUUCUUAGACAAUCCAAUAAAGAAUGAGAAGAAA
This is a messenger RNA of Carcharodon carcharias (great white shark), 2222 nucleotides long. It is a transcript of the gene tmem11, whose product is annotated as transmembrane protein 11. Gene Ontology annotation, cellular component: mitochondrial inner membrane. Lineage: Eukaryota; Metazoa; Chordata; Chondrichthyes; Lamniformes; Lamnidae. The coding region runs from base 96 to 671 and encodes 191 amino acids. The record is from RefSeq and is a predicted model, not a curated record. Gene Ontology annotation, biological process: inner mitochondrial membrane organization. The transcript has 2 exons.